AUGGCCACAGAUUCCCCGGGAUCUGGCACCCUCACCAAUAAACUGCUGCCACUUCCCCAUGUCAAUAAAGUUGAAGGAAGUGUCGAAGAUAACAUAUCAUGCGCGAUAUUCUGCAGUACGCGUAGGAGCACGAAGCGGCUUGCGAAACGCGCCAUAUGGAACGGCCGUGAUGAUGCGUGUCAGCAAGCCGAAGACCACCUUAUAGCAGCGCGUUUAGCAUACUCGGCAGCCUUGGGAAUCGUGCCAGCUAGCGCUACGCACUACCCAUCCUAUCAUGAGGCGGGUCAAUGA
Messenger RNA from Peniophora sp. CBMAI 1063, 291 nucleotides. Lineage: Eukaryota; Fungi; Basidiomycota; Agaricomycetes; Russulales; Peniophoraceae. The record is from the annotation of a GenBank genome assembly.